CUCAGUACAAUAUCAAAGUUGGAAGGGUCAUUUUUGACGUGAUGAUGGGUGGACUUAAGUAGAACUUGUCGCAAGCUAGAAGUCGAUGCAGAGUGACAUCGUCUGGCUCAUUUAUUUACGCUGUACAUACCGGCUCGACGUCGUGUGGGAUGAUGGCGGUGAGGUUGUGUGUGUGGCGUGGUAACUAAUUGCACGCAGCCCCGUCGCGGGCCGUCGUCGCAGUGGAAUCCAAAUCGAACUCAUUGGAGUCGGCGGCUGGCCCCUUCUGCUCAGCGUCUUUGGCAACGACGUCGACCUUAUUAUCGAAGGACUUUUUGUCUGGGACAUUUCCAACUUUAUUUCAUUCGCUCUCUGCCACUGACACGCACGUUCUCGCUCAACCCAAGAUCCUUCGACGACGUUGACAUUCUGCAGUCAAACAAAAGCUCUGCCUAAGGCUGCUAUUCCCCUGAGAAAUGGGUAUCAGUUUUGGGUCCUUCGAUGGCGUAUGUAGCACCGCUGCGCUAGUCAUCUGCCCGCUAUUGGGCGCAUCUGGUCAAGGCAUCGAACCCAAUUGUUAUUCUCGCAACGUGCAAAUCGGGUCCACGCUCAUCUUCCAACCAUCAACAUGCUUCGUUCACAUCGUCGCCAUUAUCAUGACUGCGAUCAUGAUCUAUCACAUCCGUUCCAAGUACACCGCAGUUGGUCGUAAGGAAAUCGUCAUGUUCUUCUGGUUGUACAUGGUUAUCGAACUGCUUGCGAUGUUUCUCGACUCCGGAAUCAUACCAACGGCCAACAUUAGCUAUCCUUGGUUUGCCGCUGUUUACACAGGUCUCAUUGCAGCUGCAUACUGCUGUCUUCUGAUAAACGGCUUUGUCGGGUUCCAGUUCGCAGAAGACGGCACCCCUCUCUCGCUAUGGUUCCUCCGAUUAUCGUGCCUUUUCAUCUUCGGAGUCUCAUUCCUCAUCGCCAUUGCAACCUUCAAUUCCUUUAUCGGUUUUUCCCCAACCAAGACCACUGCUCUGUUUAUUGUAUACCUCAUUUGGCCCAUCUUCUGUGUCACGACGUACACACUGUCCCAACUUGUCCUCGUGUUCCGGACGUUGGAUGACCGCUGGCCACUGGGCGAUAUCAUUUUCGGCAUUGCAUUCUACACUAUCGCCCAAGUCCUUCUCUUCGCUUUCAGCGUCACCAUUUGUAAUGCCAUCAAACACUAUCUCGAUGGACUCUUCUUCUUUACGCUCUGCGUUCUCCUGAGCGUUAUGAUGGUAUACAAAUAUUGGGACAGUAUCACGCGGGAGGAUCUGGAGUUCUCGGUCGGAUCCAAGGCUGCUGUCUGGGAAGUCAAAGAUCCGCUGCUAACGGCGCCCGUUGCCGCGGAUUUCGAAGAAGACACGACAAGCAAUUAUCAUACGGGUGGUACCGCGGCGAGUUUGGUCGGUGGCGUGAGCGGUGGGCAAUAUUAUUAUGGCGGGGGAGGCAAAGGCGGAGCAGGAGGAGGGUACUCGCAGGGGGGAUACGGAGGUGCACAACGAGGUUACCCACCUACAUCAGACAGGUAUUGAAGACUUCUUUCGGUGACUUUUGGGGGGAUGGACCUGGAUAAGUUUAAGCUAAGUACGACGACACGGACGUCGUUUAAUGAUCCCCUCCUUUGGUUUACGAUGUGCAUUACAAGCUGAGCUGUAGACUUAGGUUGAGUUGCAUCUGGUGACCCUGUCCUUCCGAGUUGUUUACAAAGUAGUACUUAGAGAACAUACAGGUGAUAUAUCAUACAUCGGAACCGCCAUGUCAGAGUCCA
Molecule: messenger RNA, 1780 nt
Organism: Pisolithus orientalis
Lineage: Eukaryota; Fungi; Basidiomycota; Agaricomycetes; Boletales; Pisolithaceae
Product: chitin synthase III catalytic subunit-domain-containing protein
Exons: 5
Coding region: 456-1544 (362 amino acids)
Biological process (GO): protein folding
Cellular component (GO): endoplasmic reticulum membrane
Source: RefSeq, a predicted model, not a curated record